UCUAGGAGUCAUAGGAAAUUUACGUUCUUUUUUCCGCCCAAAAAAAGACAUUUUAAUUAAAAAAUCGUUUACAUGACUUAUUUUACCACUAUUUGUAAUUUACUUUUUGUCGUCACUUGGGACCAGUCUUUUACGCAGAUAUUUUUUUCGGUGACAUGAACUUCUGAUCGCUUUGAAAAAAUUUGUUGCUUUAUCGAUAGGUCAAAAAACAGCAUCAAAACUGAUAUCUUGUAGAUGUCAAGUGUGUGCUAAUACUUGGGAAUUAACACAUUUCACAUUGGAAAUUUAAAUUUACCCGCCACACAUUGAAGCUCAUGGUCAGUUUCUAUGAAACGAAUAAGAAUAUUUUUCAUGAAUCAUGAAAAUUAUUUAUUAGAAUGUCCGCCUCACUUUAUCAAGUGACAGCUAAAAGGAAAAAUAUUUUAUAAAGAAAAAAAAAGAAUAAAUAAAUAUACCGAAAUAAAUAACUGACAGAUUUUAAUUAUUAUUUUUCCAUUACUUUUAUUGUUUACUACAUUGCAGAGAAAAAAUAUAAAAUAAGUAAAAUUAGCUAAAAACUAAAAAAAAAAAAAAAUGUUGCUAAUGGAACGUAUACCAGAUCAAAUAGGAUAUUUAGUUCUUACUCAAGACGGAGCAGUACUUGCGUCUGGCGGUGAAUUAGAAAACGAUGAAAGAGCUGCUAAUAUUAUAACUGGACUUGUAACUUUAACAGACAAAAUAGAUCCGAAAACACAAACAACAAAUGAUUCUUUUAAUAAAAUAUCAAUAACAUAUCCAAAUCACUGCUAUAUUAUUUGUCUAUCAAAUAAAAAAAUUCAUGUGAUUAAAAAAAAAUUGCGAUCACCAGAAAGUCAAUCGGCGACCACUGAAACUCAAAGUCUUAUCGAUAUGUAAAAUAUUUAAAUAAAAAUGUUAUAAAUUGGAA
This is a messenger RNA of Microplitis mediator, 925 nucleotides long. It is a transcript of the gene Lamtor4, whose product is annotated as ragulator complex protein LAMTOR4 homolog. Gene Ontology annotation, biological process: positive regulation of TOR signaling; cellular response to amino acid stimulus. Gene Ontology annotation, cellular component: Ragulator complex; lysosome. Bases 574 to 894 code for a protein of 106 amino acids. The transcript has 3 exons. Lineage: Eukaryota; Metazoa; Arthropoda; Insecta; Hymenoptera; Braconidae. Gene Ontology annotation, molecular function: guanyl-nucleotide exchange factor activity. The record is from RefSeq and is a predicted model, not a curated record.